AUGGCAGAACAAGGUCAGUCCGCAUCCUCCCCCUCUUUUACAGCAGUAGCAUGCCGCUAAUGCCAUCUUGCGCACCUCAGAUCCGACCGUACUUGACGCGACGUCGUUGAACUUGGUCGACAUUGGCUCCUUGGCCGCGUGGUCCGUCUCAUCGUCCAAGCCGAACCACGGCGUAGGACACCUCUCGGAUCCGAACCUGAACACACUGUGGCAGUGCGUGUUUCCGUAAGCCUGCGUAUUGCAAUAAUCGGACUCGCUCACGUCCCCCCUGGAUCGUCGCUUGUAGGAGCGAAGGUGGGCAGCCCCACUUGAUCAACAUUCAAUUCCCAAAGAAGCAGUCCAUCGUCGUAAGCGCAGGUUUUCGUGAGAGUGCUCUCUCCCAAAAAGUGAUGAGCCAACAACUAAGGAAUGAGGCACCGCACAUCCCCAUCAGCAAAUUUCCAUUUACGCCGACGUCGGACGCGACGAUUCUUACACGCCCCAAAAGAUCUCUAUCCGAGUCGGCACCCACCACGGCGAUCUACACGAAGUCAAAUGGGUCGACCUGCACCAACCUACAGGAUGGCAACAUUUGCGGAUUGGGAACAACGACGCCGACGAUCCUUCGAGUGAACAGUUGAGUGGUCCUUCCCGCCCUCGCUCAGGAUCUGAAACUGCCGAGGUUGACGCCGAGGUUGACGCCUCGUUAUGGUCGAUGCCCGUUUCCUAUUCUCAGAGAUCCAAUCAGAGCGCACCUGCUACAAGUCGCGAUUGUAUCGAACCAUAUGAACGGCAAGGACACCCACGUUCGAGGACUGAGAGUCUUUGCACCCAAGAAGCAAGUUGGGGAGUCCUCGAAAGGAGUGCUCGGCAUUCGAGACAAAUGCUGA
Messenger RNA from Microbotryum saponariae, 869 nucleotides. The record is from the annotation of a GenBank genome assembly. Lineage: Eukaryota; Fungi; Basidiomycota; Microbotryomycetes; Microbotryales; Microbotryaceae.